Molecule: messenger RNA, 505 nt
Organism: Bursaphelenchus xylophilus (pine wood nematode)
Lineage: Eukaryota; Metazoa; Nematoda; Chromadorea; Rhabditida; Aphelenchoididae
Source: the annotation of a GenBank genome assembly
AUGAAACGGUAUCGUUGACCGAAAUGUAGUUGACCCGAGUUGUCCCUGACCCGAAACGCUGUAGCGCCAAUUAAAAAAAAUGUUUUUGCUUUAAUUUUUUUGCUAAACUAUGAUCUAGAGUGGAUGAUUUAUCAAAAUAAAUUUUUACCACUUAUUUCCAACCUUUAAGAAUUCAAAGUCAAGUCGAAACUCCAAGCCGCCUCGGCAACGAACCUCCUUCACUCCGGCCCAACUAGAAGCUUUGGAAGAGCGAUUUCAAGUACAACAAUACCUUGUGGGCCAAGCCAGAAUAGACUUUGCCCACUCCUUGGGACUCAACGAAGCUCAGGUAGGCAUUUCCUUACUUUUAACAAAAAUUUAAAAUUUUUUCCUCCGAAAUUUAACCUAAAAAUCUUAUUUACAGGUCAAAGUGUGGUUCCAAAACCGCCGAAUCAAAUGGAGGAAGGCGCAGCGGCAAAUUCUGCAUGAGAUAGAACAACAAUUUACUGGGAUUGCCCAGAUGUAA